Molecule: messenger RNA, 1363 nt
Organism: Salvia miltiorrhiza (redroot sage)
Lineage: Eukaryota; Viridiplantae; Streptophyta; Magnoliopsida; Lamiales; Lamiaceae
Product: glycine-rich cell wall structural protein-like
Exons: 1
Coding region: 43-1179 (378 amino acids)
Source: RefSeq, a predicted model, not a curated record
CAAUUCCAUGCACUUCUCAUCAACCGUUUCAUAACAUUCUAAAUGGCUUCAAACAGAGUUGUUAGUAUUGUUUUCUUUGUGUUGUUGGGUGUAGCGAUAUCCUCUGCUGCAAGGACGCUUCUAGAAGCUACCAGCAACCAUCCUAAUGCUUACGGCGGCGGAGGGUCUGGUGGUGCCGUAGCCGACCACGGCGGCUAUGCUAGUGGUGGAGGAAGUGGUGUAGGAGGUGGGGCUGGAUAUGGUGGGGAGCAUGGCGGCGGAGGUGGCGGCGGAGCCGGCAAUGGUGGUGGUGGAGGAGGUGGAUAUGCUGGUGGUGGGGAGCAUGGUGCUGGGUAUGGGAGUGGGGGCGGUCAGGGAGGAGGCGGUGGUGCCGGUGGUGGUGCAAGUGGAGGUGGAGGUGGUGGAGGAGGAGGUGGAGGUGGCGGUGGCAGUGGAGGAGGAGGAGGUGGUGGGGGACAUGCAGGUGGGUAUGGUGGCGGUGAAGGAGGAGGUGCCGGAAGUGGAUACUCUGCGGAUGGAGGAUAUGGUGGCGGAAGUGGACACGGAGGAGGAGGUGGAGCGGGAUCAGCUGGGGGAGCGGGAGCCGGUGGUUAUGGUAGCGGCGCAGGCGUUGGUGGUGGUGCCGGAGGGGCCCAUGGAGGGGGUUAUGGCGGUGGCGAAGGAGGGGGAGCUGGCGGGGGCGGCGGAUACGCCAGUGGGGCUGCAGGGGCAGGUGGGGGAGGGUAUGGGAGUGGGGAAGGGGCUGGUGGUGGUGGGGGAGGAGGAGCUCAUGGAGGAGGUCAUGGAGGUGGUGAAGGAGGGGGGGCUGGCGGGGGUGGUGGAUAUGCUGGUGGGGCUGCGGGGGCAAGCGGAGGAGGGUAUGGUAGUGGGGAAGGUGUUGGUGGUGGUGUUGGAGGAGCUCGUGGAGGAGGUUAUGGAGGUGGUGAAGGAGGGGGGGCUGGCGGGGGCGGCGGAUAUGCCGCUGGGGCUGGGUCUAUUGCCGGAGGUGGCGGACACGGUGGUGGAUCCGGGGCUGGUGGGGGCUAUGCGGGUGGGGAAGGGUCGGUUGCCGGAGGUGGUGGGCAUGGGAAUGGCGGCGGUGCUGGAGGAGGUUAUGCUGGUGGUGGUGAGCAUGCGGGUGGAUACGGUGGAGGCUCCGGCAGCGGUGAAGGCGGCGGUCACGGUGGCUAUGCCCCGUAGAAGUAUUCUUGGGGUACAUAGUUACCCAGAGAUGCGUAAUUAUGGUUAUUGAUGUUCAUUCUAAAAAAAUUGAUAAAGAAUAUGUUUGUAUGUUAUGUUGCUUAUUAAAUUUUGAUACAGGUGCUGUACUUGUGAAGAUGUAUUAUGUCGUGUCAAAUAUUAAUGAAUCAAAUAUUUUCUUAAA